UGACACGGUAAAUUUUUCGGAGGGGGGGUAGAUCUGAUCUGCUGGGUUUGUGGGAAGGGGCAUAUAAGGAGCUGAGGCCUCCCUCUGAGUGCAUAUCGUAGGCAGCUUCCCUCUGCAUACAAGAGGCUGCCUCCCAUUUCUCUUCUCUGUCGGUGUUCUCCUCAAGAUCUGUCUUAAGUUCUUGAGAUCUGUUUCAGAACUAAGCUGAGAAGAUGGUGAAGAUCUGCUGCAUUGGAGCUGGCUAUGUCGGCGGCCCAACCAUGGCCGUCAUUGCCCUCAAAUGCCCAGCAAUCGAGGUGGUGGUUGUUGACAUUUCCAAGCCUCGCAUUGAUGCCUGGAACAGCGAACAGCUCCCGAUCUACGAGCCUGGCCUCGAUGAGGUCGUGAAGGAGUGCAGAGGCAGGAACCUCUUCUUCAGCACUGAUGUGGAGAAGCAUGUCGCCGAGGCGAACAUCAUCUUUGUAUCUGUCAACACCCCCACCAAGACCCGUGGUCUUGGAGCAGGCAAGGCUGCUGACCUCACCUACUGGGAAAGUGCUGCUCGGAUGAUUGCUGAUGUCUCCAAGUCUGACAAGAUCGUUGUUGAGAAGUCCACUGUCCCUGUCAAGACUGCAGAGGCCAUUGAGAAGAUCUUGACCCACAACAGCAAGGGCAUCAACUACCAGAUCCUCUCAAACCCGGAGUUCCUCGCGGAGGGCACUGCGAUCGAAGAUCUGUUCAAGCCUGACAGAGUGCUCAUUGGUGGCCGGGAGACCCCUGAGGGCAAGAAGGCUGUUCAGGCUCUCAAGGAGGUGUACGCCCACUGGGUUCCUGAGGACAGGAUUAUCACCACCAACCUGUGGUCCGCUGAGCUCUCCAAGCUCGCAGCCAACGCGUUCUUGGCACAGAGGAUCUCCUCUGUGAAUGCCAUCUCCGCCCUAUGCGAGGCGACUGGUGCCAAUGUGGCCGAGGUUGCUUACUCUGUGGGAAAGGACUCCAGGAUUGGCCCCAAGUUCCUGAACGCCAGUGUUGGCUUUGGUGGAUCCUGUUUCCAGAAGGACAUCCUGAACCUUGUGUACAUCUGCGAGUGCAAUGGCCUUCCCGAGGUGGCCAACUACUGGAAGCAGGUCAUCAAGAUCAACGACUACCAGAAGAGCCGGUUUGUCAACCGCGUUGUGUCCUCCAUGUUCAACACAGUCUCCGGCAAGAAGAUCGCCGUCCUUGGCUUUGCGUUCAAGAAGGACACCGGUGACACCAGGGAGACACCAGCCAUUGAUGUGUGCCACGGUCUGUUGGGUGACAAGGCACAGAUCAGCAUCUACGAUCCACAGGUCACCGAGGACCAGAUCCAGCGGGACCUCGCCAUGAGCAAGUUCGACUGGGACCACCCGAUGCACCUGCAGCCGACCAGCCCCACUGCAUUCAAGCAGGUGAGCGUGGUGUGGGAUGCAUAUGAGGCCACCAAGGGGGCCCAUGGUGUCUGCAUCCUCACCGAGUGGGACGAGUUCAAGACCUUGGACUACCAGAAGAUCUUUGACAACAUGCAGAAGCCUGCAUUCGUCUUUGAUGGGCGCAAUGUGGUCGAUGCCGAGAAGCUCAGGGAGAUUGGGUUCAUCGUCUACUCCAUCGGCAAGCCGCUUGAUGCCUGGCUCAAGGACAUGCCCGCGGUUGCAUAAUAAUUUUCCAUAUUCCACACCUGAACCUCAUAGCUCUCUACACUCUGCUGGUGCUGAAGAGAGUCUGCGUCGAAGAGGAAUUUGGUUGACCAUCAUUUUUUAUAGCUCGUUGUUCGUCUUUACAUACAGGAGAGGCUACCAUUUUGUCAAACAGAAAGUUGAUUUCUGUUAGUAUCUUUGUUCAAGUUUUUCUUGUGUUGCACCAUUGUAGAUCUGAAAUCUUCAGGCCUCUACCGUUUGAGUGCCACCCUCAAUCUUGUAUGAUGACAUGAAUUCUUAUAGCCGAUUUAUUCUUCAAAUGUAUUCUUGUGUCGCUAAAGAUUAAUGAUGCAAUUUUUUCUUGGCCAAACUGCA
Oryza sativa Japonica Group (Japanese rice) is the source of this 2009-nucleotide messenger RNA. The record is from RefSeq and is a predicted model, not a curated record. Lineage: Eukaryota; Viridiplantae; Streptophyta; Magnoliopsida; Poales; Poaceae.